UGCGGCAUCGGCAGAGGUGGGGGGGCGCCGUUCUCCGGCACUCACCAAUCACCGAGUGCAUCGUGGACCCGGGUCCUGCAACGACCUGGCCUGGCAGACAGCCAGAAGGCAUUUGUUCUGCGAGCAUUCACUUGAUAUCUCUCUCAUUCGCACUCGUGCUGGUCGCUUUUGUGCUCCACUCCGCCGCUCAGUUACUUGCCCCAUCCUCGCUGCUCCUACUGGAACCAGGUUUUCUGUGAACAAUGGCAGAAACUCCUCGAUGCCCCUCCGUGGUGAGCAAGAUGGGUGGAUCUUCAUACCUGGCGUCCAGGUUGGCGCCUAGCCGGCCGAUGUACUCUGCUCCGGAGUACAGCAGCCCUUUGGCUGCCGCUGCCAAGCUGGGUGCUCUGGCCAGGCAGAGCGGGUUCGGCGCUAUGUGCCCGAUGAACGUGAUGGGUGCAAGGAACAUGUCUCAGGAUGUGUUCGUGCCGGCCGCGAGCGAGAAGACAUUCACUGCGUUCAUGACGGACUUUCUGAUGGGAGGUGUGUCGGCCGCGGUGUCGAAGACGGCGGCGGCGCCCAUCGAGCGGGUGAAGCUGCUGAUCCAGAACCAGGACGAGAUGUUGAAGUCGGGGCGUCUGUCGCAUCCAUACAAGGGGAUCGGCGAGUGCUUCGGGCGGACGAUCAAGGACGAGGGAGUGAUGUCGUUGUGGAGGGGAAACACGGCGAACGUGAUCAGAUACUUUCCGACGCAGGCGCUGAACUUCGCGUUCAAGGAUUACUUCAAGUCGCUGUUCGGGUACAAGAAGGACAAGGACGGAUACUGGAAGUGGUUCGCGGGUAACUUGGCGUCGGGAGGUGCGGCGGGAGCGUCGUCGCUGCUGUUCGUGUACUCUUUGGACUACGCGCGGACGCGGCUGGCGAACGACGCGAAGUCGUCGAAGAAGGGAGGAGGUGAGAGGCAGUUCAACGGGCUGGUGGACGUGUACAAGAAGACGCUGGCGACGGACGGAAUUGCGGGGCUGUACAGAGGGUUCAUGAUAUCGUGCGCGGGCAUCAUCGUGUACAGGGGCCUGUACUUCGGAAUCUACGAUUCGUUGAAGCCGGUGGUGCUGGUGGGCAGCCUGGAGGGCAACUUUUUGGCGAGUUUCAUGUUGGGAUGGGGAAUCACGAUCGGAGCAGGCCUGGCUUCGUACCCGAUCGACACGGUGAGGCGUAGGAUGAUGAUGACAUCGGGAGAGGCAGUGAAGUACAACGGAUCGAUGGACGCGUUCAGGCAGAUCGUGGCGAAGGAGGGAACGAAGUCGUUGUUCAAGGGUGCGGGUGCGAACAUAUUGCGUGCGGUGGCAGGAGCUGGAGUGUUGUCGGGAUACGAUCAGUUGCAGAUCUUGCUUUUGGGGAAGGCGUACUCGGGCGGCAGCGGCUAGGUUUGCAUAGCCAGACGACGACUAUAUUAGACUUGCAUUCAGUUUCCUGAUAUAUUUCUGAAUGCUUUUCCAGUUAUCCUGCAGUUGUGCUCAUUUACACUACGGUUAGCUGCGUAGUGUGUUAAUUUUGCACCCUUGAAAUUGAAAUUGAGUUAUAGGGGACUUUAGUUAUGGCUUCGCUGAUUGUAGUCCAUGUUUUUAAAAUGCCGUGGCACGCAAUGUCUUCUUUUUCGAUA
Molecule: messenger RNA, 1642 nt
Organism: Physcomitrium patens
Lineage: Eukaryota; Viridiplantae; Streptophyta; Bryopsida; Funariales; Funariaceae
Product: ADP/ATP translocase
Biological process (GO): mitochondrial ATP transmembrane transport; mitochondrial ADP transmembrane transport
Cellular component (GO): mitochondrial inner membrane
Molecular function (GO): ATP:ADP antiporter activity
Source: RefSeq, a predicted model, not a curated record